Molecule: messenger RNA, 624 nt
Organism: Carya illinoinensis
Lineage: Eukaryota; Viridiplantae; Streptophyta; Magnoliopsida; Fagales; Juglandaceae
Exons: 2
Coding region: 1-624 (207 amino acids)
Source: RefSeq, a predicted model, not a curated record
AUGGAUCUUCCUUAUAGUGAUGAGGUGAUGCCAGUACUGCUCCCUCCUAGAUUCAAGGUCCCUCAGAUUGACAUGUAUAAUGGAUAUAGGGAUCCUGUGGAUCACUUGGAAAACUUUAAAGCAUAUAUGACCCUUCAUGAUUUUUCGGGGAAGGUGGCCUGUCGAGCCUUGCCCCUGACCUUGAAGGGAAUUGCGUUAGGUUGGUUCAAAACCCUACGCCCAGGGACCAUCAAUAGAUUCGAGGAGUUAGCCAACCUAGCGGCUUAUCUUUUGACCAUUAAACAGAAGGAGGGGGAGAGCUUGAAGGCAUAUUUGUCAAAAUUUAACAAAGAGAGGUUGACCACCGACGACCAAGAUGAGAAGAUCACACUUGCUGCCUUGUUAGGAGGCAUAUGGCCUCGAAGUCCAUUCAUAACUGAGCUGGUUAGAAAAACUCCCUCUACCCUGAGGGAAUUCAUGGAUAGAGCUGACGACUAUGUCAAUGCAGAAGACAUGCUACAGGCAUUGCUAGAACCAAGGAAGCAAGAAAUGAAGCAUGACUCCAAAAGUUCAAAUAAGGAUAGGAAAGCAAGUUCAAACAACAAUGGCAGGGGGCGUGAAAGACACUUUGCCCAACGGGAAUGA